This is a messenger RNA of Galendromus occidentalis (western predatory mite), 1632 nucleotides long. RefSeq names its product E3 ubiquitin ligase component cereblon (gene ohgt). The record is from RefSeq and is a predicted model, not a curated record. The transcript has 6 exons. NCBI's taxonomy places the organism in Eukaryota, Metazoa, Arthropoda, Arachnida, Mesostigmata, Phytoseiidae. The coding region runs from base 475 to 1632 and encodes 385 amino acids.
CAGACGACUGAUCACACGAAAACAGUCUUCUCUCAUGUCAGCUGUCUGAGGUUGCACUGCGGCUCUCCGGCGGCGUUCAUGCCAGUUUUGACAAGAGUCUGAAAUCCCUGAGUGCGUAUCUCAUCGUCACGAGUGAAGUGUACUCUGAUAUGAAGUCACUCCUCUAUUCUCGAGGCAAUCGAUUCCAGUCGAACGGGGGGAAUAAUUCCGAGAGGGAAUAGCGCGAGCCGAUGCAACGAUUGUGCGUAUAAGUAGGUAUCCUAAAUCGACGUAUCCGGAUGGAACAUCUGCAUCAGAAAACGCUCCGGAAGUGUGGAAUGACAAAUUCGGAUUCGAUUUGUCGCGGAAGUUACUCGUCUUGAACGACCAUUCAGAUCGUCGUCGAUUCAGAACGGAAUAAGUCCGUCGAGUGUCGAUCGAUAAUAAUAAUUAUCGAAGGUUCUGAUCGCAACAUCGAGGAAGCUCAAAGGUGAUAUGGAUUCUGAAGAACAGACAGAAGAAUACGAUACCUCCCUGACGGAGGCCCACACUUACCUCGGGGAAGGACUCGAGAACAUGCGUGGCAGGACGAUACUCGACGAUACGGUAACGCACCAAAUGCUAGUCCUCGCAGGCAGAAAUGUCACCUUAAUUCCCGGGGAGACGCUGCCGCUGCUGUUGCAUCAUAACGAAGAAGUCCGGCCAUGGUUGAAAACUCACAAGGUAUUCGGUAUCCUGUAUCCGCGGCAGACGGUGUACGGCACCACGGCGGAUCUGCGGAGUUUCAAAGAAGAGCAGAGCCACGAUGGAUAUUGGACCCUAACUGUUAAAGCCGAAGGCUCACAACGUUUCAAAGUCAUCGAGAAGAGAAUUAUAUCGCAAGUCAUCUUCAUGGCUGAAGUGCGAAUUUUGCCGGACAGGAGGCUACUACCACCAGAACAGCACCUGCUGCUCGAGGGGAAUCGACUUCGAAACGUAAUGGGGAAAUUGACCCCUUUCCCGCAAUGGGUCUACAAUCAGUGUCACGAGAGAAUCUUGAUGAAGGAGCUCAGCGAAGUUAUGAAAAGCAUCCUGGGCAAGGACCCGCCCGUCAAGGAUCCCACGGCCUUUUCCUACUGGGUGGUCGCCAAUGUCCCUAUAAAUGAGGGCGACAGGAAAGUUCUCCUGGCGCUGAACUCGUCUCAGGAGAGGCUUUUCAUGGCCAAACACUACCUGAAAUUGAAUUGUAAAAUAUGCUGUGCGGAAUGCUUGUCGGAAAUCUCCACGAAGGACCACAUGUUCAGCAUGUCGACUUCGGGCGCACAGGGAACGUUCGUGAACAUGGCAGGCUAUAUUCACGAAAUGUUGACGGUCCGACUGGUGGAUGGGGUUUCUUACGUUGGAGCAAGUUCAGAGCAUUAUUCCUGGUUCCCUGGCUACGCCUGGCACAUUAUCGAGUGCGCAGAAUGCGGCAUGCAUGUCGGCUGGAGAUUUUCGACGCAAAAAAAUCUUCAGCCACAGAAAUUCUGGGGCUUGAGCCGCGGCAGCGUGAGAUUCGCACCGAUCGAUAAUAUGAGCCAACUCGACAAGGAUGUAUUCAUGGCAACGGCCCAAAUGUCGAGAGCGUACCUCGAUUCGACCCCCGAGACUUACGAGACUCCCCCGGAUUUAUAG